Messenger RNA from Pelobates fuscus (common spadefoot toad), 2368 nucleotides. RefSeq names its product pentatricopeptide repeat domain 3 (gene PTCD3). Gene Ontology annotation, biological process: mitochondrial translation. Gene Ontology annotation, cellular component: mitochondrion. The record is from RefSeq and is a predicted model, not a curated record. The transcript is spliced from 24 exons. NCBI's taxonomy places the organism in Eukaryota, Metazoa, Chordata, Amphibia, Anura, Pelobatidae. The coding region runs from base 184 to 2181 and encodes 665 amino acids. Gene Ontology annotation, molecular function: rRNA binding; ribosomal small subunit binding; protein binding.
UUUCCACCAAGGGCAUCGAGUCUCACGUGGAGUCCCGGAAUUGGAAUAUACUACCGCGCAGAGCGAAUAGGGGGAGUCGCACAUUACAUUGCUGUGUGUGGGGGAUGUGGAGGCGGAGGUUGUAGUUAGCUCCCCCCCCCCCCCCACACGGUGGAACAGUCCGUGCAGUCUGUGAGCUCCAGCAUGGCGCUGCCCUGUGUGCGACUCCGGGCGGUGACUGGCAGGACCUGGACACUGCUCAGGUAUCUGUCUGGGAGUACAAGGCCCCAGGAAGCUGCAGGUAAUGAAGAUCUCAUUGUCCCAAAGAAGAAAACCUGGGACAAAACUGCAGUCUUGCAGGCUCUGGCAUACACUGUGAAUCAUGAUCCAACAGCACCUCAAUACAUGUUUCAGGAUGACCCCUUCCUUAUCCCCAAAACCUCUUCAGAGUUUCGUAUAUAUUCACUGUCUAAGGAGUCCGGAAGAAAUGCAGCUAAAUACAUUUUCAAGAACUAUCCUAACCUCUUCCUAAAAGAUAUCGCUGAGCCACACAUUCCAUGUUUAAUGCCUGAGAGCCUGCAGCCACAGAUUGAAGAAGUAAGUGAAGAAGCCCUCAGUGAGCGUAUUCUGCUGAGGAGAGUGAAGGACUCUGUGGACCUGUUUGACCAGCUUCUCCAAGGAGGAACUACACCAUCUAUAGAAACUACAAACAAACUCCUUGACCUCCUGUGCUUUUAUGGGGACAGAGAGCCUGAUCAGGUGGAGCAGAGCCAGUCAGAUGAAUCUGAAAAUGGCAUAGAGCUAAAAAAGAGACUCGGCCCAUUCCGAAAAAAUGAGGUUCUUCCAUCAUGGAGACAGAACAGCAAUGCUGAGCGAAUCUUCAACCUGAUGUCUGAGAGAAAUGCCCACACAUUCUGCACCAUGAUCAGAGGGAUGGUGAAGUAUGGAGCUUCCAACAAAGCCUUUGACAUGUACACAGACCUUCUCAACAACAGGAUGACUGCGGAUGUUCACACGUUUAAUGCAUUGAUCCUAGCGGCUCCAGAACUAAAAGACAAAUACAAUGAGAAGUUGGACCUUGUUAUGGAACUGCUGAAGCAUAUGUUAAGUCAAAAAGUGCAGCCCAACCUGUUAACCUUCAACUGUGUCCUGAAUAGCCUGCGGAAGUGUGGUUCAAUGGCCAAGGGUCCAGCCCUGCAAACAUUAAAUGAAAUGAAAGCACUUAACAUAGAACCAAGUCUCGCUACAUUUUAUCACUUGAUGGGAAUAUUUUAUAAACCCGUCGCGAUUUCAAGAGGACAGGUUGAUAUCCUGGUGGAAAUUCUGCAUGAAGUCGAAGGGAAAAGUUUUACAGCCCAGGAUCCAGAUGAUGUGUACUUCUUUUCCAGUGCAAUGAGAGUGUGUCUGGAUCUUAAGGAUGUGGAGCUGGCAUAUAAACUCCAUGGGUUUCUGGAGACUGGAGAUAACUGGAAGCUGAUAGGAGACCAAUCUAUGCAGAGUGCAUACUAUGGUAGAUUCUUUAAUCUUAUUUGUCUGAUGGAACAUAUUGAUGUCAUCUUGAAGUGGUACAGAGAACUCAUCCCUUCGCGCUACUUUCCAAACCACAGAGCUAUGAUGGAUGUCCUACAAGCCCUGGAAAUGGAGAGCCGACUGGACCUGUUGCCACAGAUCUGGAAAGAUAUUAAGCAGCUUGGUCACUCUAACAGACAAGAGUUGGUGGAGGAGCUGCUGAGUUUGAUGGCCAGGAAUGUACAACCUCCAGAGCUCCAAACUGCCUUUGUGGAGACUGCUGUGGACAUAAAAUCUGUGUACGACACCCCAGGACGUAUGCGAGUGGUAUUGGAGUGGUCUGCUGGUGCUCUUGGCGAUGUUACCUUACUGCUAGCCAGGGCUGGAAGGCUUGAAGAAGCGUGGAACGUCUUUCAGCUUUUUAAGACCCACAACAGAGUUCCCAGUACUGCGGUGGUAGAAGAGCUGUUGGUUACUGCCAAAACAAGUGGUAACACUAGCCUGGCGAUGAAUGUGGUGCAGCAGGCAGUCUCAUUCAGUCUCCCAGACACAGCCAGUCUCGCCAAGCGUGUCAUGGAUGAGUUCAGUAUCACGGAGGAGCAGAGGAUAACUCUGGAGGACCUUCAGACACAGAACCAGAACACAAGUAGCAGCAGCGGCGAUAGCAGUGACAGUGACCAAGAAGAGAAAUGAGCAGCGUCUCCUGUAACAAGAUAUUGCUACGCAUGUUGUAAAAUUUACACCAUCCUCUCCCAUUAAAGUCUGCUGGAAAUUGCGUAGGUUUCUUGGAAUUGUGCAGCACUUGUUUUGUACAUUUUGUAUUAUACACGUACUAUUUGCAGAAUAAACUAUUUAAAGGAGUGGUUUGUACACUUACUGU